Messenger RNA from Talaromyces atroroseus, 1800 nucleotides. RefSeq lists its product as hypothetical. Bases 1 to 1800 code for a protein of 599 amino acids. Gene Ontology annotation, cellular component: nucleus. Gene Ontology annotation, molecular function: zinc ion binding; DNA binding. Gene Ontology annotation, biological process: DNA-templated transcription. NCBI's taxonomy places the organism in Eukaryota, Fungi, Ascomycota, Eurotiomycetes, Eurotiales, Trichocomaceae. The record is from RefSeq and is a predicted model, not a curated record. The transcript has 2 exons.
AUGUCAAACUUGGAAGGUCCCAGCCAUUCUCUCACGCGACCAGGACGGGAUAUUCGAUUGCGUUGGAAGGAAGAUAUGAUUCCCCAAGAAAGUCUCUUACACCAGCCUAUUACUUACGUCGGGCCAUCUGGUGACCUGGAUCCCAUGCUUCUUGCUCAUCGUUCCUAUAAGGACCGGAUUUCGUCAGUCUCGAAGUACACCAAAGCAACUUACUAUCGCAUGCGGCCGCUGCAACAAAACGGCGGGAGCCUGCUCCCCCCUGCGGUCUUCACAUUGAUUGAAGAUAUCCCUGGUCGUCAAACCGACUUGUCCGAAUCGUCCGAGCAGCUUCGCGACGAGCUGAGAUCACGUUUUGAAGAGAAGAUCGAUAGUAUUACAGCAUCAGGCCUGCUUGCGCUGUAUCUCCGAUACGUGCAUCCAGUUUUCCCAAUCAUCAGUCGGCACCAGCUACCAGCGGAAGAAGAUUGUGUGUUAGAUAUACCGCUAGGACUUUUGGCGGCUAUUUGUGCGACGGCUCUUCCUUUUGUUCUAUAUGAUGAUGCUCUUUGUGUUGAGUCUUUCCGUUUACCCACCCAAGACGAGCUAUUCGAACUAUCUUGGAAUGCGUUGGUAGAAGAGAGUAGUAGUCCAUCUAUUCCCACUCUUCAGGGCUACUUGCUUCAGUUACACCGUCACUACGACGCCAAGGUUCAGUCUUGCGAUGCUCUAAAGUGGUCGUUGUGUUGUCAAACGAUCUCUAUGGCUCAGGUCCUUGGUCUGAAUGAAGACCCCUCCUUUUGGAUCACUCUCCCAGGGUGGGAGAGGCACCUACGAAAGCGCCUGUGGUGGGCUUGCUGGGUGACAGAAAAGUGGAUUGCGUUUGGUCAGGGCAUGCCGAGCCAUGUACAUCAACGUGACUUCACUGUAGACCCUUUGACCCAACAAGAUCUCGUUGAUUACGAGUCCAAGGAUUGGGAGCCAACUUCUUAUUUUGUGCAUCUAGUAAGGCUGACUGGCAUAUUAGAUGAUAUAAUGGAAAGUUUCUUCACAAUUCGUGCCACUGCAAGGAUGAUGGAGAAUGUCCAAGAGUCAUUGCAGGCCGCAAGGGUGUUUAGACAGCGGUUGAAAGAGUGGCAUCAAAAUCUCCCGCCGGAACUUAAUGAUGAUUCAGUCAAGGAGGGAAGGUCGAACGGAAUUUUAGACCGGUCACCAAAUGAAUUGAAUGGAAAUGCGUCCUUACGGAUUGCUUUUUUUGCGACACAAUUAGCAAUAUUUCGCGCUCUCAUUCGCCCAGUAUCGAUGUAUUUCCUGUACGGUAAAAGGCAUCCUGGUACUUUUCCGGAACAUGCGGCAGCUUCUAUCACAAAGGAGUUUAUAUCAGCUACGAUGCAAGGAGCUGUUUCCCGGUUAAGAGAUUUCAUCGGCUUCGUGGAGAGAUUGACUACCGCGGAUUGGGAUGCCUUCUGGCCAGGCUGGUCCAGACAUAACUUUGCAUUAGCGUCUACACUACUCAUGCAUUGCCAUCUCCUCGCAUCUUCUCCCGAACUUGGUUGGAUUCCAUUAAAUCCAUCAGAAAUUCACUCCGUAUCGUCGCCGGAGGAUAUAACGUUGAACAACUCGGUCUUAGAAAUGGACGGAACCAAUGUUCCUACAAUGACCCCAUCUACACAAUCUGAAGUCGGUAUCCUUGGACGAAAAUGGCGUUGGAUCUUGCGCCUCGUAGCGCGAGGUGCUGCGGGUAAAAAGAAUCUAACGGAUAUUAGCCUACACCGUAUCGAUGCACUCUUCACCGAGUGGAGCCAGGCUCAGAUAAGCCAGUAA